Purpureocillium takamizusanense is the source of this 2595-nucleotide messenger RNA. RefSeq lists its product as uncharacterized. Gene Ontology annotation, biological process: positive regulation of transcription by RNA polymerase II; DNA-templated transcription. The record is from RefSeq and is a predicted model, not a curated record. Gene Ontology annotation, molecular function: DNA-binding transcription factor activity, RNA polymerase II-specific; zinc ion binding; sequence-specific DNA binding. The transcript has 6 exons. The coding region runs from base 434 to 2398 and encodes 654 amino acids. Lineage: Eukaryota; Fungi; Ascomycota; Sordariomycetes; Hypocreales; Ophiocordycipitaceae.
CCCCCCCCCUUCCUCUUUUCCUUCCUCUGCAGCCGCCCUGAGAUGUCGUUUGCCAGGCGACAAACCCCAAGGCUGUAUGUCGGAGCGUGAUUAAGCUCCCUGGUCAUCAUCAUUCCCCAGCCCGUCGGUUCGUCUGGUUGGUCCACCCAGCGUGGCUCCAGUUGCCUCGACUCCCGAAUCCAGUCUCCAUCCGCUGCCAGCUGGCGUGCGUCGGCUCCAGCCCAGCAAGCGCAUCAUCACCGCGUCGUUGCCGCUCGCUGCACAUCAUACAUUUGCGACGCAUUUCGGCAGCUCCGUCACCAACCUUUGCCGACCUGUUGCAAGGCGCGCAGUUUGUCACUCCGCGCAAACGCAGCAACUCGCCUCGACACACGCUGCGCCCGACGACGACAUCACCAUCACGGAAGCCCCUCCAUCAAGCGCGAGCGGCGCCAUGCCCCGCACCAGCUUCUCGCGGAAUCCCCUUCUCAGGGUCUCGCGGCCCGUCUCAGCUUGCUCGCGAUGUCGUCUCGCCAAGGUCAAGUGUGACGGCAAAUUGCCUGCUUGCACUGCCUGUGAAAAGGCAGGCCGCCAGAGCGAAUGCUCUGCAGCCAACGAUCAGUUUGCUAGAGGCAAGGAACGGAGCUAUGUCGCCGCACUUGAGCUGCGCAUCGAAAAGCUCGAAAGACGCCUGCAGUACGCCAAGUCGCGCAAGGCCUCGGUUGCUCAGCAUGAUCCGGACGCGUCAACCGUACCCGAAGUCGACAGGAGGGACUCGCUUGCCACCAUCAGGGCGGCCAUUCAUCGCAAGGCUGCCAAGAACCGUGAGAACCACGACGUCAACUCCAUUGUUUCAGACUUUGGAUCUUUGUCUGUUGAUGCCGUGACACGAGACUUCGAGCCGUCAGCCGGCAACAUUACUUUUGCGAGGCUCGUUUUGGCUGCGACAACCAACGACGAUAUUCCCGAGCCUAGGAAACCCAACUUGCCCCCCAGACAGGUAGCCCUGGACCUGGUCCAGGCGUUUAUGCGGAGUGUCUACGCCCUUUUCCCAUGCUUCUCAGAAACGGCUUUGUGGACCAUCCUCGACGAUGUGUAUCAACAAGACCACCGGGUCGUCAAGGAUUCGGAUUUCUGGCUCUUGUACAUGGUGCUUGCCAUCGGUGCGACAGUCCAAAGCCAAAAAAUCAACGACGACUACUAUCGCCAGGGCAUUGAUUUCGUCUCCAAGGCCUUGAGCCACGCCGACAAGGCGCUCACGCCCGGGUACAUCACGCAGAUCCAAUCACUACUGCUGCUUACCAUCUAUUCCUUGUUGGAUCCAGCCCACUUCGACAGCUGGCAUCUCAUUGGCUUCACCACGCGCGCAGUCGUUGACGUGGGCCUUCACCAAGAUCCGCCAUCGUCGUCGGUGUCGGACAAGUCCGCCUUGGACAUGAGACGCAAGAUCUUCUACUGCACUUAUGCGUUGGAUCGCGUCAUCAGCAUGGCUCAGACCCGAACCUUCUCUUUCACCGAUGAGUCCGUCAAUGUUCAACUGCCAGGCACCAGAGACGCACCACGCAAAGAGUCGCUCUCGGGGCCCAUGUCGGGCCCGCAGUCAGCGGACCAGGCUCAACUCUUGUUUCAGCUUCGCCGCGCACAGUCAUACUGGUACCAGGAACUCUACCAAUCAAGAGCGCCGCCAUUUGCCCACCCGUUGGCGUUUGUCUGGCAGAUAUGCUUGGACAUGAGGGACUGGGGUGAGAAGCUGCCCAGCACCCUUUCGAUGGGCACGCGACGCAUGUUCGAGCAGGAGCUCUGGUACAGCUAUGUCUACUGCAUCGCUCCGUCCUCCAGAGCACCGGACCUGAGCAACUAUGCACGAAAGCUCAUCUUUGAGUAUUCCCUGGCCUACCUCGACAGCAUGUACGACACAGCACAUGCCGGGCUGAGUCAGGCGUUCUAUACGUAUCUGGACGCCUGGAAGGUUUAUUUCAUGGCGAACCAGUUCAUUGCGGUCCUCAAUGAUGCGGAGGACCUGGUGCUAUCUGGGGUCCUGAUUGCCCCUCCAGCAACGUUGCCAGGCUCUGCUCCUGCUCCUCCGAUACCCCGUCGCCACCUGCCGCAGGGCGAUGCAGCGGGCGAAAACCUCAAAAGAAGUAUUUGGUGUCUUGAGCGGAUCCCUCAGACGCUAGGCAUAUACGGCACGCGCUGGAUGGACGCGGAAGGGUUGAAGAGGCACGUCGAGGAGAGUGUCGGCCAGACUCUGGAGCGUCUACGAAAAAGACAGCGGAUGCAGAGGGCGGCACAGCAGCAUCCUGUUCAGUACCAGAUGCACCAAGCCAUGGCCCCGCAGAUGCAGGGUCAGAUGAUUGACAUGAGGUGGGCCGGUAUCGAUCCGUCGCAGAUGACGCAGGGCGGAGGAGCACCUCGCUGAGGGACUGGUACGCACAGCGUUGGAGAGGCCCAGGCACGGUUGUCGGUGUUGUGAUGGUGGUGGUGGUGGUGAUGGUGGUGGCGGCGGCGGCGUGUGUGCAUGGCCGCGACGGCGUUUGGACACGGCAUGCCGGACAGGCUGGUCAGUAAAUAUACCCAUUCCUGAUAGAUGUAGAUUGAACGGCGGUGCGUUUGGAC